Molecule: messenger RNA, 1020 nt
Organism: Fusarium keratoplasticum
Lineage: Eukaryota; Fungi; Ascomycota; Sordariomycetes; Hypocreales; Nectriaceae
Exons: 2
Coding region: 1-1020 (339 amino acids)
Source: RefSeq, a predicted model, not a curated record
AUGGCGGACGCUUCAUGUAGCGGGGGUACUCCCUUUAAGCGCCUCGUCGAUCAUCAAGCCCGAGAUGUCAGCCAUCAUCAAGACCGGCUCGUCAACAGUGGUCCUCAGGGUUCCAAUGCCUUCAGAUCUACACCACAGCCUAUGCAAGGGCCAGAUGGCUUCAGCGCAUUCAUGGAUGGUCCUUCUACUCUACCCGGAGUCCCUCACCAUCAUGCCGCCGGGAGGUUAGCGGCGCAAGCUGCCAUGUUGGAGCAGGCGCAUCCCCAAGGGUUCCACCCAGCACAACCCUCACAUUUUCAAUCUCCUGGUGUAGACACAAGUAACUGGGCUGCCGACUUCAGCCGCUUCGCAAACCAACACCAGCAGCAACCUCUUCAGAACGGCUUCCCCCAGGCUGCGCCUCAGAUGGCCAUCCACCAACCCACUCCUCAAAUGAACUUCCAGGCAGCCUUUGCGCGACCGAAUGCUGGUUUCGCGCCGCUCUAUGGCCAGGCCAAUGGCGCAUUCAUGGGUGCCAACGCAGCGACAGCCCAACGACCUGCCGCGGAAGCCGACUUUGACGACGAGGUGUCCAAGUGGAUGGCAAGCAACGCAGGAGGUAACAUGGAGCAGGUGGACGCCAUGAUGGACCAGAUGGCUCGCGAGCUUGAACUCAACGACGCAGCUCUAGCUGAGGCCGAAGCAGCAUCAAAGCAGGAAUCAGGUGCCGCGGAGACUAGGGAAGAGACACCAGUCCUAGAACCCCCAAACAUCGCCAACCUAUCCCUGGAGACCCAGGAGCCUGUGGUGGAAGAGCCCGUUACAGAAGAGCCCGUGGAAGCUGCCAAGACAAAGUCGGAUGUGGCUGACGCCGCCGAGCGACUUCUCGAAUCGGUCCAGCAUGAGGACGGCGAGAAGUGGAAGAACUCAGUCUUCCUCUCUCUGAUGCGUGAUUUCCGCGACGGGAGAAAGGAUAUUGUCGACAACGAGAUCCGUGAGACACCCGAAAACGAGACAGAAGCGCCCAAAGCCACGCAGUGA